Molecule: messenger RNA, 381 nt
Organism: Myotis lucifugus (little brown bat)
Lineage: Eukaryota; Metazoa; Chordata; Mammalia; Chiroptera; Vespertilionidae
Product: sodium leak channel non-selective protein-like
Exons: 4
Coding region: 1-381 (126 amino acids)
Biological process (GO): transmembrane transport; monoatomic ion transport
Cellular component (GO): membrane
Molecular function (GO): monoatomic cation channel activity
Source: RefSeq, a predicted model, not a curated record
AUGGCAGUAAUGACAGGUAUGACGGGGGAUACUGCCUACUUAAGAGAUCGCUGGUGUGUUUUUGAUGGAGUUAUGGUCGUUUUCCUUUGGGUUUCACUGGUGUUGCAGGUAUUUGAAAUUGCUGAUAUAGUUGAUCAGAUGUCACCUUGGGGCAUGUUGCGGAUCCCAAGGCCACUAAUUAUGAUCCGAGCAUUCCGAAUUUAUUUCCGAUUUGAACUACCGAGGACCAGAAUUACGAAUAUUCUAAAGCGAUCAGGAGAACAAAUAUGGAGUGUUUCAAUUUUCUUACUUUUCUUUCUGCUUCUUUAUGGAAUUUUAGGAGUUCAAAUGUUUGGAACGUUUACCUAUCACUGUGUGGUAAAUGACACAAGACCAGGGUAA